CAAAAUUAGGUCAAAUAUUUCUGUCAGCCAAUCAAAUGUCAACCCACUUGGUUCGAAAUCUGUGUGAUGAAAAUGGAGGGUAUGCCAAUAAUGUAGAAAAUAACAAUGUCACAUACGCCAUUGAGAAAAGCAGUAUCUAAGAGAUUCCUGGAAACUUUCAGUGAAUCUGACAGUGAAACCAUGGAUAAACCAUCACCAAAGACUGUGAAAUUUAGCGACCAUGCAGUUGAGACUUCUUUUGGUGGAACACAAACCCUAGCCAAGCUGAAAGGCCCAGAUGGGCAGAAAUCUUCAUCAUCUAAAAAGAAAACUGGAAUAACUCCAACACGCACCUCUACGAGCAGUCUUCCAUCCACCCUGGCCCCCCAAGGGACUGGCAGGGGUCCAUUACCAACUACAGCAUUUUUGAAAACAUCGCGGUCACGCAGCUCCUUUGACUCAGCCACGGAGUCUAGUUCUCAGAAAGUGCUGACACCUACCAAGAAGACAUCUUUGCCAGAGACCUUCAAGACUCCACUGAGAAGAAUAACUUUAGAGAACAGAGUUGUUGGAACUCCAGAUGUUCUUAUGAGCUCUAGGAAGGAUGACCUGCAGGUACCUGCCACAAAGUUACCCCGUAGAUCCAGCCUGUCUGCCCUAGAGAACUCUGGCGAGGAUAGCUGUGGGGUCACUGUAGCCGUCAGGGUGAGGCCAUUUAACGCCAGAGAACUUGCAGAUGAUAAGGUACGGUGUGUAGUCAAAAUGGAUGAAAACGAGACCAUAGUGACCCAGGAGAACGGACAGGUCAACAAUUUCACAUACGACUUCUCAUUCUGGUCCUUUGACCAAAUACAGGGAGAGUUUGCCAGUCAGGAGUACAUAUACAAUGUCCUGGCCCAGCCCCUGCUGGGGAAGGCAUUGGAGGGGUACAACACGUGCCUGUUUGCAUACGGACAGACUGGCAGUGGGAAAAGCUACAGCAUCAUGGGCCAUGGUGAAGACAUUGGAAUCAUCCCAAGAUUUAGUGAAGAACUCUUUGUCAGAAUGCAGGAUAUGAAAGAAGUCAGCGUGAAUGUGGAAAUUGGUUUCUAUGAGAUCUACAACGAAAGAAUUCAUGAUCUUCUGACAUCACAAACUACCAAGGACAUGGGAGAAAAAAGACCUGGUUUGAAAGUAAGAGAGCACCCUGUGUUAGGUCCUUAUGUGGAGGGCCUCUCAUCUCACGUGGUCAACUCUUAUGAAGAUAUACAGGGCUGGAUUAACCUUGGCAACAAGCAGAGAGCCACUGCUGCCACGGGGAUGAACGACAAGAGCAGCAGGUCCCAUUCUGUGUUCACCAUUGUCAUGACACAAACCAGG
This is a messenger RNA of Lingula anatina, 1338 nucleotides long. Its product is annotated as kinesin-like protein KIF14. NCBI's taxonomy places the organism in Eukaryota, Metazoa, Brachiopoda, Lingulata, Lingulida, Lingulidae. Gene Ontology annotation, biological process: microtubule-based movement. Gene Ontology annotation, molecular function: ATP binding; microtubule motor activity; microtubule binding. The record is from RefSeq and is a predicted model, not a curated record.